AUGUCCAACAGGUCUCUCUCCGCACGCAAGAUGCCGGCCAACCCUUGGAAGGCAGGCAAGAACUUUAUGGUCGAGGUGAACAAACUCAACAACGACGGCAACCAGGUCUACCUGUCGAUGGGUAAAUACAUGAAGGAGAAGCGGCACAUGGAAGACGGCUGGUUCAUCAACUCCGAUGGCGCCCACAUCACGCAGUCCCUGUACUAUGCUGAUCCUGCCACUCCGUCGGGCAAGGGGCAGUUCAAGGGCAUGAAGCAGCUGCUUCGGGAGCGCGGGAUCAACGUGGAGGGGAAGCUUGCCGAGUGCAAGAACUUCAAGUGCGCAGAGGGCGCGACAAUGUGCUGCUGCCGCCGCUUGCUGUACUUGCAGCCGGAUUUCACGUCGGUGAAGUCCCUUCUCGAAAUCACGUGUGAGGCGCAGGGAGUCGAGGUCUUAUUCCCCCCUAAGUUCCACUGUGAGCUCAAUCCUAUCGAGAUGUGCUGGGGUUAUGCAAAGGGGGUGUACCAGCUCAAUCCCGAGUCCUCGCGGGAGGACGCACUUGGGAAGAAUGCACUCGCGGCAUUGGAUGCCGUACCUCUCGAGAGCAUCCGCAGAUACACCAUGCGCACUUGCCGCUUCGCCAGCGCUUAUGCCGUUUUCGGGCUGAAUGGGAAGCAGGCUGCUUGGGCAGCCAAAAAGUACCGGGGACAUCGCUCUCUAUCUACCUACACACUAUUUUGGAACUUCUGGGACUACUGA
Molecule: messenger RNA, 738 nt
Organism: Schizophyllum commune H4-8
Lineage: Eukaryota; Fungi; Basidiomycota; Agaricomycetes; Agaricales; Schizophyllaceae
Exons: 3
Coding region: 1-738 (245 amino acids)
Molecular function (GO): nucleic acid binding
Source: RefSeq, a predicted model, not a curated record